Messenger RNA from Trichomonas vaginalis G3, 504 nucleotides. RefSeq names its product RNA polymerase II transcription regulator recruiting protein. The record is from RefSeq and is a predicted model, not a curated record. Gene Ontology annotation, molecular function: DNA-binding transcription factor activity, RNA polymerase II-specific; RNA polymerase II cis-regulatory region sequence-specific DNA binding. Gene Ontology annotation, cellular component: nucleus. The coding region runs from base 1 to 504 and encodes 167 amino acids. Gene Ontology annotation, biological process: regulation of DNA-templated transcription. Lineage: Eukaryota; Parabasalia; Trichomonadida; Trichomonadidae. The transcript has a single exon.
AUGUGUGAGGAGCAAACAUCCAAAAAGAUCUCACAGUGUUUUGGCAAGCCACAUCCAAAAACUCAAUUCACACAAGUUGAAGAUCAGCAACUUAUGAAACUUGUUCAAUAUUAUGGAGAUAAGAAUUGGGAUAUCAUUGCCCACAUUAUGGGAAAUAGAAAUUCAAGACAAUGUCAUGAUAGAUAUGUAAAAUAUCUCUCGCCAGGACUAAAUAAGAAUCCUUGGACACCAGAAGAAGAUGUGCUAUUAAUUAAAAAAUAUCAAGAAAUCGGAGCAAAAUGGGUUAUGAUGUCAAAAUAUUUCAACAACAGAACAGAUUAUUCACUCAAGAACAGGUGGAAACUUCUUAGAAGGCACAAUUGUAACGUAAUAAUUUUCCCAAUUUCUGAACCAGAAGGUGAAAAGGAGAAUGAAAAUGAAAGCUCCGUUGAAAAUGUAAACCAAGUUGAUGAAGUAAAUCAAUUGAUGCCAGAUUUUGAGUUUGCAUUUGAUUUUGAUUUCUGA